Messenger RNA from Apis laboriosa (Himalayan honeybee), 3269 nucleotides. It is a transcript of the gene Tps1, whose product is annotated as alpha,alpha-trehalose-phosphate synthase [UDP-forming]. Gene Ontology annotation, cellular component: cytosol; alpha,alpha-trehalose-phosphate synthase complex (UDP-forming). Gene Ontology annotation, biological process: trehalose biosynthetic process. NCBI's taxonomy places the organism in Eukaryota, Metazoa, Arthropoda, Insecta, Hymenoptera, Apidae. The record is from RefSeq and is a predicted model, not a curated record. The coding region runs from base 24 to 2444 and encodes 806 amino acids. The transcript has 10 exons. Gene Ontology annotation, molecular function: catalytic activity.
AUAGGUGAUCAGAGAAUAUCAAAAUGUCUACAGAACCUGGUAGUUUCACCUCCAACGGGAGCAUGAUCGUCGUGAGCAACAGGUUGCCGUUCGUACUGAAGAGGAAUGAAAUAACCGGUCAACUGGAACGCAAGGCCAGUGCUGGAGGACUUGUGACAGCAGUAGCACCGGUUGUCAUAAGCGGAAAUGGAGUCUGGGUCGGAUGGCCGGGUAUGCACAUGGAAAACCGGGAUGAACCAAUUCCUGAAUCUGAUCCUAACGAUCGUACGCCAACAGCUGGUCUUUUGUCUCGAAAGGUUGUGGCAGUACAUGUUGAACCAAACAUUUUCGAUUCGUACUACAAUGGAUGUUGCAACGGAACUUUUUGGCCAUUGUUCCACUCUAUGCCUGAUCGAGCAACCUUCAUUGCGGAACAUUGGCGAGCGUAUUCCGCGGUAAAUGAGGAAUUUGCAGCAAAAACGGUCCGUGCAUUAGAAGAAAUCCAUAAAGAGCAAAAGAAUCAACCAAAUGGUACACCACUAGUGUGGGUGCAUGAUUAUCAUUUAAUGUUGGCUGCGAAUUGGAUUAGACAAGCAGCUGAUGAGAAGCAACUUAAGUGUAAAUUAGGUUUCUUCCUUCACAUCCCUUUUCCACCAUGGGAUAUAUUCAGAUUAUUCCCAUGGGCUGAUGAAAUCCUUCAGGGAAUGCUUGGUUGCGACAUGGUCGGUUUUCAUAUUCAGGAUUAUUGUUUGAAUUUCGUCGACUGCUGCCAGAGAAGUCUCGGUUGCAGAGUCGAUCGUAAGAACUUGUUGGUGGAGCAUGGUGGAAGAACUGUACGAGUGAGACCACUUCCAAUUGGUAUUCCAUUCGAUAGAUUUGUCUCGCUGGCCGAGACUGCCAACAAAGUUAUAUCAACUAAUCAGAAAAUUGUAUUGGGCGUUGAUCGUCUCGAUUAUACUAAAGGUCUGGUUAAUAGACUGAAAGCUUUUGAGAUGCUGCUGGAAAAGCAUCCGGAACAUCGUGAACAGGUUACUAUGCUUCAAAUUGCUGUACCAUCGCGAACAGAUGUGCGUGAAUAUCAAGAUUUAAAGCUUGAAAUGGAUCAGUUGAUCGGUCGCAUAAACGGUCGAUUUACAACACCCAAUUGGUCUCCUAUUCGUUAUAUUUACGGUUGUGUGAGUCAGGAUGAGUUGGCGGCAUUCUAUAGGGAUGCUGCUGUUGCUCUCGUUACUCCACUUAGAGAUGGAAUGAAUUUGGUUGCCAAAGAAUUUGUUGCUUGUCAAAUCAAUACACCACCGGGUGUGCUGAUUGUUUCUCCAUUUGCUGGAGCUGGAGAGAUGAUGCAUGAAGCUUUGAUUUGUAAUCCAUAUGAAAUAGAUGAAGCUGCAGAAGUUAUUCAUAGAGCUCUUACUAUGCCAGAAGAUGAACGCACAUUAAGGAUGAAUCACUUAAGACGUCGCGAAAGGAUCUACGAUGUUAAUUAUUGGAUGAAAUCUUUCCUGCAAGUAAUGGGAUCGCUCGAAGAGCACGAUUCUGUAGGUGCUACGACAAUGCAACCGGUGACUAUGGAUGAUUUCGAUGAUUAUUUGAGCAAUGACAUCCACAUGUCCCCUAGGUAUAUCGGCGAUAAUCAUAAGUUGGCUCUCUUAUUGGAUUAUGAUGGUACAUUGGCUCCUAUUGCAACGCAUCCGGAUCUUGCAAUCUUACCACUUGAAACAAAGAAUGUUUUACAAAGGUUGUCCAAUAUGUCUGAUGUGUAUAUAGCAAUUAUAUCGGGUAGAAAUGUGAACAACGUAAAAUCAAUGGUUGGCAUAGACGGUAUCACAUAUGCUGGAAAUCAUGGAUUGGAAAUUUUACAUCCAGAUGGCAGUAAGUUUGUUCAUCCGAUGCCUGCUGAAUUGGAAGGCAAAGUGGCAAAUUUGAUGCAAGCAUUGCAAGAUCAACUCUGCAGAGACGGUGCUUGGGUAGAAAAUAAAGGAGCAUUAUUAACGUUUCACUAUCGUGAAACGCCUAUGGAGGGACGUUCUGUGAUGGUUGAACAAGCAAAGAAAAUUAUUGAACAAGCGGGUUUCAAAGCCUGUUCAGCACAUUGUGCUAUCGAGGCGAAACCACCUGUCGAAUGGAAUAAGGGCCAUGCUUCCAUUUAUAUUCUACGUACUGCAUUUGGCUUAGAUUGGAGCGAACGUAUUAGGAUUAUUUACGCUGGUGAUGAUGUGACAGAUGAAGAUGCAAUGAAGGCGUUGAAAGGUAUGGCAGCAACUUUCCGUGUAGCGUCAUCACAUAUAAUUCGUACAUCAGCUGAAAGGCGUUUGCCGAGCACGGAUUCCGUAUUGACCAUGUUGAAAUGGGUUGAAAGGCACUUGAGCAGACGUAAACCACGCAACAGUACUGAAAUUCCUUCUAGAUUCCGUCGUAGCAGCGCUGGCAUUACUAUGGAAAUGUCUUAUACGACAUUAGAAUCCUAGAUGAUACUGUAACAUUUUACAUUAUCAUAUCGACUGUGUCCUCGACAAGAAUUUUGUAUAUCAUAAAUUUAUAAAGAUAUACUUAUAAAGUAAGGACAACUAAACAGAGAGAGAAGAAUAAAAAUAAAAGGACAAAAAGGAAUGUCUAAGUAGUUAAAAUCAAACAAAAAAGCAAAAAAAAAAAAAAAAAAAUGUAAAUUGUUUAGCAUAAUCGUGAUGGUAAAACACCAUCAGCUAAUGAACAAAUCAAGUAUCAUGUGAAUACUUUUUCUUUCCGACGAACUGUAUUCGAGAGCUAUAAUUACAUUCAAAUAUAUAAGAAUUAAUUUAAUAGAACAACCGUACAAACAUAUAGAUAUCAGCCAAAAUAAAAGAAAUCUUUUUUGAUGUGAAGCAAAUAAAUCUUUGUAAACUAUUUUUAAUUGAUGUAUCUCUCCGGUAACCAUUUAAAUGGCUUUACCCCAUAAAAUAAAUUAUGAGAAAAAAAUUACAGAAAAAAAAAAACAAAAAAAAAAAUGAAUGUUAUGUGUGCAGUCGUCAAAAUCGUCAAAUCUCUAUUUCAAUCGUGAUGUGUGAAUAUAUACAUGUCCUCCUUUUUUUUUUUUGUAAUUUCAUCGUUUAUCGUAUAAUUACAAAAAAAUACAUUGUACGGUAAUAAUUAGGCUGAAUGUAGUUUUCGGCGAAGAGUGUUUCAUCGAAAACCAUAAUAGGUACUUAGUUAUGUAUAGUUUUUAAGUUCGCGUCGCUCAAAAAAGUAACAGAAAAUAUUCGAUGUAUUGUAAUAUUAUUGAAAUAACUUAACUAAAAGUGAUUUUAUUAACCAAA